CAAUGAGAGGUUGGGAAGCCCUUUGAACGCCAAUGGCUGGAUGCCGCAGCUCCUCAAGAUCAAGCGUGGACGUACUGUUGCUUCUGAUGGACGAGGGAUGGGCACGCUGCAAGAUGUGUGGGAGAGGAGUGAGCGCGUCGUGACGCUGCCCGGCUUGCUCGCCAGCAUCCUCGCUGCAACGGUCGUAGAGUGAGCCGCCGUUAACAUUGCUCAACAUUAGUAUCUCGCUCACCUUUUGAUGCACAUUGCACAGCAUGACACCAAGCGAAGCUUCGCUCACUGGCAUGCUCCAAGCCGACGGCAGCUGGGACCACAACAUCCUUGCUCUCGUCGAUAAUCUGAGCCAUACCGGCGCGCCAAGUCAAACCUACGACCGACCCCUGAAGGACAUGCUCGGCCCCAUCAACGACCUCUCCCUGCAGGGCACCAUCAGCGCCUACUUUGUCGAGCGCUUCGGCCUCAACACAGCUUGCAUCAUUACUGCCCCUAUUCCGUCCGCUGUCGCUGCGUACCUCUCCUUCCUACCUGGCUACAAUGACGUCGGCCUGCAUCUCAGCCACAGCGAUACGCUCAUCGUACCCACCACCACGGCCGCCGUGAUACAAGAGGGCGCUCUCGUACACAAUCCGACGGCAGGUCUCACUGUCGAUGUCGAAGAGAGAUCGGGCACACCUUCUCAGCCCUAUCUGCGAAUUGCCACAUUCCCAUCGUCCAGCGAGGCUCGUUUGGCCAUUCGCAAUGCAUAUGGCAAUGCGGAUUGGAGCAUCUUCGGCAAGGUCAUUGGUUUCGUGCCCGUCGGCGGGAGCAUUGGACUGGACAACAAGUUUUUCUCCAUCUGGCGUCACGACGGGCAUGGCCCCUUGCUUACGCGCUAUGAAGGUGGUAUCCCUGUGCCGGAAUUUUCAGACCUGCGAGCCAACCCACGCUGCCUCAUCGAGGGGCAGGCACUGGCCUCACGCGCCGUCUACGCCCGAGUAGCCACAAACGACCGCUCCGCAGCGGCUGCAGCGGGCAAGAAGGUCCUCAAGAAGGCCACGCCGCUCUCAGCCGACUUUGCCUCAGGCUUUCUCGGCGCUGGCCAGGUGCUUGGCUUCGACCCGUACGACCUGACUGUGUCCCCCGAGCGUAUACUCGCGUGGGGCAGAGCCGCACACAAUGAAGCCAUCGCCGACUGCUGGAGCAAUGUCUUGGGUGGGCAGUGGGUCGUACCGUCUUGCGAGCGAGAGCCAUGCGCUGCCGUGGGAGCGACCUUUCUCGGCCUGGCCAGCAUUGAGGCUCACCAUGCCCGGCAGCAUGGAGGCAGCUUCCCCGGCUUCGCUCCCUAUAUAAUUUCCCUUCUCGACGGCUCUACUGCCUUCUCGCCUACCACGCCCUCGAAUGCACAACUUCCCUCAAGCCCACUCUCACCGCUCUCACCCAGUACGUCGUCGCCCCCACCGUUCUUUCAAGGCAGGCUGCGUUCAUCCUCCUCCCCGCUCAUUAGCAGCGACCUCGGUCGCUUCACGCCGUUCAGCCUCGUCAUCCAGCAGGCGGACUUUGAGCACAGGUCACCGUCCAUCACCAGUCCUACGACGGGCUUCUCAAGCGUGAUCGGUGGAGAGCCACUCACCCCGCCUUCCUCGCCUCUCAUGGCGCGUAGGAUGCCAAAGAGAACGACUUCGAAUAUCUCUUCAACGACGCAUGGAAGUAGCUCGUUGCAUGUUCUGGAGGAAGGAGAGGAGGAGGGUACUGGUGCCUGUGCUGGGCCGGAAGCCGUGACUUCCAAGGUAGGCAGCGAUGAGCCAUCGAUUGAGGAUGCCACCACGCCCAAAUCGUCCGUCUUCAAGAUCAACACAGCCGUAGGCCGAGGCCAAGCGGAAUCUACCACAGCUUCGACGAUGAUAUCGCGCCGAAAGUCUUUCAAUACUCUCGCCUGGGACAUGACGAGCAUGAGCCGCAGCAUGAGCAGCAGCGGGAUUCCAACGACGAGCAGCGCCGCACGAGGCAUUUUUGAGCCUCCUUUACCUGUCAUCGGCCGGCCGCGCGCUGAUACGGACCUCGGCCUGCGAACACUUUCUACCAUCUUGGACACCGUCCCGCAGGCCAAGUCAAGCGCCUACCAGCCACAGCAGUUAGAGCAGCCGAUUCACCAUGCGCAGCGUCAGAGACAGAUCUCUUCCGGCGCCAAGAGUGACGGUGACGUCGGAGUAAUUGGCAGCGCCCGCUCUGCCUCUAACUCUCCAAUUCGACGCAUCUCCUCCGCUUCCUUUGUCCAGGCGUCGUCCAUGUCGCCUAUCUCGCCGCCCUCUGAAACCUCGUCGACCGCAGACAGCGACGGGCAUGAGAAGAGGAUGCGUGCUUGGUUGAUGGGACACAUUGAUGGUCCAAUGCCGGUCGCAAGUGCCAAAGAGCCGGCUUCUGCGAAUGCGUUGCCCGCUAAUGCGACAGAGGCAAGCAAGUGCGUGCGAUCCGAUCACGCUGAAGAGGCGGCUAUGCCCCCUCCCUCCAACAACGAGUCGUCAACCAGCUCCGUCCAGCUCAUCAACAAUCGUCAUCAUCUCAUUCACCCUCAUUACUGCCAGCUUGACUCUCUGCGUCACUCACACGCGCGUCAUGAAAAGCUCCUCGGCUUGAAGAGACUGGCAGAAGCAGACGAAGACUUGUGGAUCGUGUACGGUGCGCUGGCCGAGGAGUAUGUCAGACUGAGGUGUGGAGGGAGGGAAGUAGGGAGUGCUGUUGCCGAAUCGCGCGAGUAGUAGAUCAUGGCGAGCUGGUCCUCGUCUCUGAUGUUGCAUUCUCUUCACCCUUCAUCUACUCACAGUCAAUGAGAAGUCACUGUCCAUCCAGCCGGCUGUGAUUUGCACGACUCCACCCCCCAACUUGACAGCCAACCGAGGCGCGCGCCCAGAGUUGCA
Molecule: messenger RNA, 2894 nt
Organism: Jaminaea rosea
Lineage: Eukaryota; Fungi; Basidiomycota; Exobasidiomycetes; Microstromatales
Exons: 2
Coding region: 255-2735 (826 amino acids)
Source: RefSeq, a predicted model, not a curated record